AAGAAUCCGGUCACAACCGGAGGUGAUCAUAACACUGUUUUCUGGAACCGAGGCCCGAAUUUGGAAAGCCGAAAAGUUCAGCCUGGAGCACCCCAGGAACUGACAACUGUCUCAAACGGGUAACCAUCUCAAGGCUGAUCUGCAAUUGGAGGCUGACGACAUGGCGGUUCGUCUGGAAGAAGGUAUCGACCUGAAUGACCUCCGACAAAGUAAAGAAGUAAUCCUUUCCUUGGCUGAGGACCAGGAACAAGAAAGAAAUCAAGACCUCCUAUUAGACAAUGAUUACUUUGAUCCUGAGGAUGUGUUACAAAAUGUCUUUCCUGAAGGGGAAUUUGAUUCGGAUGAGUCUGAAUCAUUGUUUGUCCGGAUGGGCAGAAACAUGCACGACGUGACCGGAGAUGGGGGUGUGAUGAAGAAGAUCCUCACCCAAGGAGUUGGCUCCGACUUGGCCCCUGAUGCUCUUGUCCGGGUACACUAUAAUGGCUAUUUAGAAGAUGCAAUUGAGCCUUUCGACUCCAGUCGACUGCGGAAAACUGUAAAGAAAUUUCGACUCAACAAAGGAGAGGUUUUCACAGGGUUUGACGUAGCUGUGAAUUCCAUGAAGAAAGGAGAAUUAUCCAGGUUCCUGAUAAAACCUGAGUAUGCCUUCGGCGCCAUGGGCUGCCCCCCUCGCAUCCCUGCUGAUGCCACAUUGAUGUAUGAGAUCCAACUGCUGAGUUUCGUGGAGAAGGAAGGAGUCGAUGACUAUUACAGUAUGACAGACGAAGAAAGAAGAAUGCUGACAUUUCCCAAGUUACGUCAAGUUGCUAAUUCAGAAAAGCAGGAAGGAAAUGAGUACUACCGCGUGAACAACUUCCGGCGAGCCGUGGGGAAGUACCGGAUGGCAGUGCGGAUCAUCGAGGAUGCACACCUGAAGGACUACAAGGAACAGCAGGAGCAGCGCAAGCUGUUGCUGAAGCUGUACCUCAACCUGGCCCUGUGCUGUGAGAAGCUGGGGGAGGUCAAACAUGCCCUCUACAACUGUGCCAACGCCUACAGGAUUGAACCCAAAAAUGCCAAGGUGCUUUACCACUAUGGAAAGUCCUAUAGAAUGGACAUGAAUUUCAAUAUGGCACGAAGUUAUCUGGAGAGAGCACAGAGGCUGCAGCCAAAUGAUUCUAAACUCAACCAAGAGAUUCAAGAACUAAACAAGUAUGAGAGGCAGUGUAAUGAAAUAGAGAAGGAGACGUGCAGAAGGAUGUUUUCUCAGCCUACUGGUGUGACUGAAGAUCCUGCUGUGGAAGAGGCCAAAAGGAAGGCAAGAAAAAAGGAGGAAUGUAGCCCAGACUUCAGGAAAUCAGUGUACGGAAAACUCAGGGAGUUGAAAGAAGACACCAGUAUAGAUGAGUUGCCCAUGACAACUUGCCAGCUCUCUCAACCCGAAAUAAGCUGUAUCUUGGAAAUAGCAGAGGAGCUGGAUCUAGAUCCUGUUGUCCGUGGAACUGGACAAAGUACACAUAUGGUGGUGAAAAAGAAGAAGUCAUAAUUGCAAGAGGAAGUGUGCAUCUGCCAGAGAAAUUCUACACCAGUUGAGCUUGUGAUUUGAAGAUACUGUGUUGACUUGUAGUGUCAGGGAGAUGCUGCCGACUUUGGUCAAGGUUCUGCUGGUUAAACUGGAGACGUGACACUUGUUUACCAUCAGGUCCACCAGAGGAGGAUAUCUCUUUGGGCUUGUUGAAAACAGUUAAGCCAGGGGACUACAGAAGGCCCACUGAUUUCACUUUGAAGAUCAAAUCAUGUUUCAUUUGGUUGAAUCUCAGCACUGAAGAUUCAGUUUCACCACUGAUGACCUCAGUAACAUUCAAGUAACAUUCAAGCAAUAAUCAAAAGUGUUUUCUAGUCAUUCUUUUACCAGACGCACAAGGCCAUGUUCCACAUGGCUGUCAUGGCACUACGACUUUCAUAACUCCCAUACUUAAACGUAGUCAUAGCGCUAAGACUUCUUUGUGCAACAGGGCCCUGAACAGUUCUGCUAUUACAUUCCUGGGCCCCGUUCCACAAUGCGAUCUUAGUGCUAAGACUGUCGUAAGUCUAUGUUAAAGUAUGGGAGUUACGAUCGUCUUACGGCUACGAUCGCUUUGUGGAACAGGACCCUGCUGUAUACUUUAGAGUGGGCCCACUUGCACAGAGUGAUCUUACUGCUGAGACUGAUGCCACUCCUAUUCUGUAACAUAGAGUUACAAUAGUAGGGUUCAGAUUACACUUCGCAAGUGGGUCCUAGGCCCUCUCCCACGAAGCAGUCUUAGCACUAAGACACAAAGCCGUUGUAACGCCCAUGCAUAAAACACAAACUUACGAUAGUGCCAAGAUUGCUUUUCUGAAACUGGGCCCAGGGAUGAAAAUCUUCCGCAGAGUCACUUUUUUUAAUAUAUGCCAUUACACGAUAUACACAUAAAUCAUACAGUGCCCCAGACCUACCAGCUGGCUUUCUCAACCAUGAAUGCCAAGGACCACCUGGCCUAGAGCUGCCUCGUAAACAGGGCAUUGUGUAAAACUCCUACCUUAGAUCAUGUGUUUAUCAUUUGAGAAUGUGUUUGUUUGUUUUUUAAUAUUUUUAAUUUUUGGAAAUACAUUUUAUUCACAGAGAGAUGGAUUCAUUUUGUCAGCGAUAGACAUUGGCACUAUGGCCCUCUAGCCAAACUAGUUAAGGUAUUUUAAGGACUAGUAGAAAUUUGCCAUUUUUAAGAAUUUUGCUAUAUAUUAUCUUCAUAAGGAUUGCUGGAUUAUAAAUCUUAGUUUCUAACGCUGUUUGUUUAAAGUAACCUCAGCUUGUUAUUUUCUGUUAUAUGUCAUGGCUGAUCACUAUUUCAAUGCCAGUAUUACUUUUCUUUUUAUUAAAACCUUUCAGGUUACUGGACCUAACAUAAGUUAUCUGUAAAUCUUUGAUUUUGGUUGUGUUCAUGAUUAUAUUGUUGCUCUUACGAAUCUAUAUAUCACCGUUGUCAUUAUAACAUUGUGCCCUUGGUUGCUUUUAGUUUGUCAUUGUUAUUAAUUUAAGGUCAUCUGAAACAUUAUAGGUUCAGGUGAGCUUAUAUCAAUGUCACUAAUCUGUAUGUCAUAACCUUUUACAUUCUUACACGUCCGUUGUAAAAUUGAGGUCUGUAAACAUUAAAAACAGUCAUUUGUUGAAUGAUGUUCUGGAGACAGGCGGUUAAAGCAUUAUUAUUAUAACGAUGUAAACACGAGAGGGGGACAUUAUGGUGGGGAUAAAGCAGCACAAAUGGAUAAACUUUUUGUUGAAUUUUACAAUAACUAAUAGUUGGUUGAUUUUCUGUCUUCAAUAUAUUUCUAGUUUCUUUCAUCUAGUAUUUCAUGACAAUUUGGGGGGCAAGGGUGGCCCAGUCGUCUAAGGCGCCGCGAUUC
Messenger RNA from Haliotis rufescens (red abalone), 3402 nucleotides. Its product is annotated as inactive peptidyl-prolyl cis-trans isomerase FKBP6-like. The coding region runs from base 161 to 1525 and encodes 454 amino acids. Lineage: Eukaryota; Metazoa; Mollusca; Gastropoda; Lepetellida; Haliotidae. The transcript has 14 exons. Gene Ontology annotation, molecular function: protein binding; peptidyl-prolyl cis-trans isomerase activity. The record is from RefSeq and is a predicted model, not a curated record.